Verticillium dahliae VdLs.17 is the source of this 1341-nucleotide messenger RNA. RefSeq lists its product as uncharacterized. The transcript is spliced from 6 exons. The record is from RefSeq and is a predicted model, not a curated record. Gene Ontology annotation, molecular function: metal ion transmembrane transporter activity. Gene Ontology annotation, biological process: metal ion transport; transmembrane transport. The coding region runs from base 1 to 1341 and encodes 446 amino acids. Gene Ontology annotation, cellular component: membrane. Lineage: Eukaryota; Fungi; Ascomycota; Sordariomycetes; Glomerellales; Plectosphaerellaceae.
AUGGUGGACCAGCUAUGGUUAUGGAUCCUAGGCGAAGACACGAUAAUCACAUGCUGCCCCGUCCGAUGGAACUCUUGGGAGACCAAGCGGCAGAGACAGGCAGAGAUGCCUACUGCUGAGACCUCGAAGCCCGGAUUCUACAUCAAGUGGUUCAGCGGAAUGGUUCACAACCCUCACGCCUCGUUGGUGCGCCAGCGAGGCAUGGGCUAUCGCCCCAUGAUGAUCGGCGGUCACAGCUCAAAAGAGCCCAGGGCAUCUCAACCGAGUCGUAAUUGGGCGGACGGUACCUGGCCUGAGCUUAAGCUUGACGAUCCCUUGAAUGUGUCCCAAAUUGUCAACCGGCACCUUCUGAAGCAGAACAGGAGCGCUGUGGAGUCGGUCUUUGAGCUAGCUGGGCUCAUAACAACGUGUUGUGUUGACUUGUUUGAUCCGCAUCAAGUGAGCGAGGACUAUCUGUUUUUAGACUUUUUCGAAAACUCCAUCGGUCAAGCGAGCGAUAAAGUCGCGAACUACCUGAGAAACUUCAAGGGGUCGGUCAGCGAGUUCAAGGAGGGCGUUGUGACGGAGGAUAUCAUGGACAUCACUAGCGAGACGGAACUGAUGAUCGAACUCGAUGAUAUUCUCGAUGAAUUACACACAUUGAAGCUUGUGUUGACGGAUCAGAAGAGCGUCGUUCAGGACAUGAACAGAACACUUAGAGAAUCCGACCGGAAUGCCUCGGCGUCCGCACAUGUCAACACGAAAACCCUCGAAAGUCACCUGCAGAGGAUCGAGCAGAUGGAACAGGCGGCAUCAAAGGCAGAGAAGACGGCUAGUCUGACAGAGGCGUGGUAUGCGCGAGAGUCAGCUAGAGACACAGCUCGCCAGGGAAAGACGGUGGUUGUUUUUACUGUGGUCACGAUCAUUUUUUUGCCCGUGUCGUUCAUCGCAGCAAUCUUUGCCAUCGACAGCAAUGGGUUCCGGCGCGAUGAAGACGAUAAGAUACCUUUUGGCUACAUGCUCACAUAUAUACUGUCCAUCGGCCUGACGAUUUCUAUACCCCUCAUCGUCAUCGCCUUUAACGUAGACAGGAUAGCUAGAUGGUUCGGAAGUCUUCGUGGGAUGUUUGGGCGCUUUUGGCACAUCAGUAUCGUCAUUGCACUCGCAGCAGCAGUGCUCACGGCCGUAAUCGGCCCGGUGUGGACGUCAAAGUUGGCUGGAGGCAUCAAGGCCUCAGUCUCAAUCGUGCUCAUCAUGCUUCUGGUCGUGGCAGCCAUAGGCCUCACCAUGCACAAGCUCAUGACAUCGUUGAGCCGCAAAGUGUCUGUCACGACUUCGUCUGGUAGUAGUUGGGCUAGCUAA